AUGAUGACGGCGAAGCAACCUGAGUUACCGGAGCAAGAGCAGCAGCUAAAAGGCGGCGCCCUCCGUAACAUCCCCGUCGGCGGCGGAUCACGCAAGAACAUCAAACGAUCCGUAUCUUCUUCUUCUUCUUCUUCUCCUUCGAGCAGCCUCAAGAAUAUAAAUCUCUCUGUUUCCGAUCAGAAACCUGAUCAUCGUAGCUCUGACCCCAAAUCAGAAAAAGAAUAA
Molecule: messenger RNA, 225 nt
Organism: Microthlaspi erraticum
Lineage: Eukaryota; Viridiplantae; Streptophyta; Magnoliopsida; Brassicales; Brassicaceae
Source: the annotation of a GenBank genome assembly